AGGCAAUGCGAUGCCCUCGCUAGUCGCUUUUAACCGACAAUGGAAUAUCGGAAGCGACGAUUUCGUAUUUCCAGAGAUUACAGAGGCUUUGGUUAGGCUAUCAUGGGUCGCCUUCGGAGUUUCCGUCUUCGUUUUCCAUUUUCCGCUUGCCUGUUCUACUCACAAUCUAACUCUUCAACUUCUCGGAUUAUUAGUGAUAAAUGUGAUAACUAUACUAUUAGCAAUUUUAACUGCUGUAAUCUCCGCCAGAGGAACAAUAAUGAACUCACAGCCCAGAAAGCUAAUCCCACGGCUUUUGUACAUAAGACUUCCGAUUUUCAUAGCAGAAAUUGCUCUAACAAUACUGGCAACGAUUCACGCUUUUAAAUCCACAAAUGGCGGAGAAGGCUGCGAUUUCGCAACAAUUGCUCGAGUUACAAUAAUUCUCGAAUGGUUUUUGAUAUUCACCGCGUUUGCUGGUUUAGUUAUCGUAUUUCAUUUGACUGAAAAUGAGCUGGAGGAUAGUGCAUCGAUUGCUCAGAAAUCCUGGAGCCGGCGGAUGAGAAUUUUCAAAAUUGGCCAGGAUCAUUCAAUGCGUGUUGCUCUUGAUGAUCUCGCUAUUCUCAUAUCCUCAUUCUUCGUUGAUUCGGAUUUAGUGCCAAGUGAUGUUGUUGCAGGGCUUCUACUCGCAUAUCAUUCCCCAAAUAAUCAGUAUCCGCCUGUCAAGGAUAAAGAACAUGAAUCCGUUCCAAAAUGGAUGAAUCUCAAAGAUGCCGAAUAUUUUCUACAUCAUGCCACGUGUGUCUAUGGAUGGCCGACUUAUAUUCUUUACAAUUGUGGCCUCAAAUCAAUAUAUCGACUAUUCCGAAAACUUCAAUGCUGUGGAAGAAUGCGUUGUGCUCAGAGUCCGUGUGUGGUACAGCAACAACGAAGAGAACGUAUCGAGUUAACGGAGCUUUCUAACGGGAAAUUAGUCAAAAAGGGCAAGUCAAUGGUAGUGGAGGAUAAUUGUUGCUACUGUAACACUGCUGCCGUGGUCCUCGCUAAUGAAGCUCGUAACAUUGAUCUUCAAUUCAUGUCAUUCCGGAAUCGAGUUUAUGAAGUUCCAUUCGCAGUGAUUGCUGAUCACGAUAAGAAAUCAAUUGUGAUAACGAUCAGAGGAUCAUGUUCACUAAUUGAUCUGGUCACAGAUUUAAGUCUUGAAGAUGAGCUUAUGACUGUAGAUGUGGAUCAAGAUGCGACGUUACGGGAAGAUGAGGAAAUUGAUAAACGAGGAGAUGUACGAGUUCAUCGGGGAAUGCUCAGAAGCGCUCGAUAUGUUUUUGAUACGUUGAACAAGAACAAAAUUCUGAACGAUCUAUUCAUCAGUAAUCCCUCCUAUCAAUUGGUAGUUUGUGGCCAUUCCCUCGGUGCCGGAGUCGGUUCUCUUCUAACAAUGCUCCUAAAACAAGAAUAUCCAUCAGUAAUAUGUUAUGCGUUUGCACCGCCCGGAUGUGUGAUCAGCGAGUUUGGACAGGACGAAAUGGAGAAAUAUGUGAUGAGCGUUGUUUCGGGAGACGAUAUCGUAUCGCGAAUGUCAUUUCAAAGUCUACAUCGACUCAGGGAACGCGUUUUUCAAGAGCUUCUUGCUUGUCAACGAGCUAAAUAUGAGAUUCUGAUACGUGGCGUUUAUCAGCUUUUUUUCAAAUAUCCGUGGGGAGACGAGCUUUCAGGUGUGCCACGUAUUUCCGCAUCACCUGAUUCUCCAACAACGCCGGACAUUGAGUCAGCGCUCCUCACACGUCGAAACUCGUAUGGUGCAUCCGACCCAACAUCAGAAGCCUCACCAACACCUCCGCAACGAAAUCCGAAUCACAACAAACGUCUUCAACUUUACGUUCCGGGACGUGUAAUCUAUUUGUCCGCUGAUCAAGACACUGGUGCCACAGUGGAAACGUGGAUUGAUCCAAAGUGUCUGAGUGAUGUGAAGCUAUCAGUAUCAGUACUAUCAGAUCAUUUACCGGCGGCGGUUCAGAAAUUCCUUAAUAGUGCAGCUAUUACCUUUGAGCAACGAGAAGAAAUCGUGUCUAGUCAACCAGUUUGAUGAAAAAGUUACUUUUCCACGUGUUUUUCAGUCCAAAACCCUGUCAUAAUUACUCCAUCUAUUGCAUUUUGAAAAAUCGAACACAAAACCGGUUUCCUAGAACAGAGAAAAAUAAUCACACGUUGUCAGAGAGCAUUUCCCUAGUCACUCACACAUUCCCCUUUUGCAUAAUCAAUAGAUUUCGGGGGAUUUCACUGUAAAACACCCAAAUGUUUUAAAGUAAAAUCCACAUUUUCCAAAACCCCAUUUUUGUUUUUAAAGCCAUUUGUUUUCGAAGGUUUAGUGGUUUUUUUUAAUUAAAAAUCAUAUGGCAUAAUCAGUUCACCCAUUCCCUUAUCAGUUUGUCCUUGAAGGGCGCACACCCCUUUGCUACUCGCAUCAGAUCCUCUUCUCUUUUCUUGUAAUUGAUUAUUUUCACAAAAAAAGUAAUUAAAUUUAUUCUUCUGUGUAAAAAUCAAUUUUUUAAAAAU
This is a messenger RNA of Caenorhabditis elegans, 2532 nucleotides long. It is a transcript of the gene dagl-2, whose product is annotated as sn-1-specific diacylglycerol lipase. Gene Ontology annotation, biological process: lipid metabolic process. The transcript is spliced from 10 exons. The record is from RefSeq and is marked reviewed. NCBI's taxonomy places the organism in Eukaryota, Metazoa, Nematoda, Chromadorea, Rhabditida, Rhabditidae. The coding region runs from base 11 to 2062 and encodes 683 amino acids. Gene Ontology annotation, cellular component: plasma membrane.